Molecule: messenger RNA, 2123 nt
Organism: Neurospora crassa OR74A
Lineage: Eukaryota; Fungi; Ascomycota; Sordariomycetes; Sordariales; Sordariaceae
Product: 40S ribosomal protein S15
Exons: 4
Coding region: 187-645 (152 amino acids)
Biological process (GO): ribosomal small subunit assembly; translation
Cellular component (GO): cytosolic small ribosomal subunit; ribosome
Molecular function (GO): RNA binding; structural constituent of ribosome
Source: RefSeq, a predicted model, not a curated record
ACGAAUUUUCCCCGGUGGGUCCUACGGACAGACGUGCACCGCCCACCCGCCGCCACUGGCUAGAGGUUUUGCUUGCUGUGAGGGCCGGAAUCCUAAAUCCACUCCCAUCAUCGCGACAGUCAGAUUUUCGCUCUUCGAUACCCCGACGAACAGCGAAAUCGUGAUCACCAACCACCUACCGCAAAGAUGGCUGACGAAUACAACGCCGAGGAGGCCGCUGAGCUCAAGAAGAAGAGAACCUUCCGCAAGUUCUCUUACAGGGGUAUCGAUCUCGAUGCUCUCCUCGACCUUGGCUCCGAUGAGCUCCGCGAUGUCGUCCACGCCCGUGCCCGUCGCAGGAUCAACCGUGGCCUCAAGCGCAAGCCCAUGGGCUUGAUCAAGAAGCUCCGCAAGGCUAAGCAGGAGGCUAAGCCCAACGAGAAGCCCGACCUCGUCAAGACCCACCUCCGUGACAUGAUCGUUGUCCCCGAGAUGAUUGGCAGCGUCAUCGGUAUCUACUCCGGCAAGGAGUUCAACCAGGUUGAGAUCAAGCCUGAGAUGGUUGGCCACUACCUCGCUGAGUUCUCUAUCUCCUACAAGCCCGUCAAGCACGGUCGCCCCGGUAUCGGUGCUACCCACUCUUCUCGUUUCAUUCCUCUCAAGUAAAUGCUCUGGGAAAUGGGUGGUACUUGCAUUUUGUCUCAAAUCAUGGGUUCGGCGAAAACGGACGCGGGUUUGCUCAUUUGGUCAUGGCAUGGACAAAUGUGCCAGGGACUAUCUUAGUUUUGACGAGAUAGUACAAACGAGUAAUGAUGAGUGCAACGUUCUAGGUGAUCACACACAUAGCUCUUGUCCGCGGUUUCCUUGAUUGAGCUUUGCUGAAUGAGGAGAACAAUAAAACAGAACUCCCUUGGAUUAUCGUAUCUAGCCUGCCUUAUUCAUCACUUCGCAGAUUGAUCCUUUCUUAGUAUCAAGAUUUGAAUAUAAAUCAUAAACACACAUAUCCCCGUUACGGAACUCUAACCUACCCUCGCUGACUAGGCCGUUUCCCAGCAUACCAACGUCAUCGAGCAUACAGGUCCUCAUCUGUUAAUCAUCCUACCAGCCCUCUGCUAUGGCCUUGCCUAGCCUCACCCAUCCUGCACUACUCAACAGUCACCAUCACGUCCUCAACCUCCUCCUCAACUCCCUCAAGCGACCGAACGCACCGUCCCUCACAGCACGCCGCAACAAUACCCCAUAAAGGUAUCCCUACACGUCGCACAUUCACACACGAACCCUUUUUCCUUUUUCCCAUAGUCCCACGUCAGCUGCUCGCCUUCUUUGAUAUCCCUCCUAGCCUGCACGCAAAUGUGUUUUGGUUUCACAAAGUGGGCCAGCCCCGAGGCACCAAUGCGCCACUCGCAGUUUGGGCCGCGCUCGGUACGCUUGCGCGCCACGUAAGCCGAGGAGGAGGAGGAGGAGGGCGAAGUGCAGCAGUGGUUGAUGAGGGAGCCAAGGAGGUAGAUGCAGGCGUCCGAGUUUGUGGUUGGUGUUGGGGGUGUGCUUGUGGAUAUUGAUGCGGAGGCUGUUGAGGAUGAUGUAAUGGGCGAUAGAGUGUUGGUGGUUAUUAUUGUUGGUGAGACCGGGGGUGAUAAUGGUGAGGGCAGAUGAGGGAUGUCGGUCGCGGUUGGGAUAGCGGUGGUCCGUUUAACCUGGAAGGCAUAAUGUUUGAAGAAAUCGUGACACGCCUUUUGUCGGUCUUCCUCCGUCGGGUUGGCGAUGAGCAUCUCGCUCACGCCAGCCACGUACGUCUCGUACUCUUCCCGCGUGAUGAUCGAGCCGGCAAACCGGCCGUGCACGAGGUUCCUGCCAAAGAAUUUCUUCCUUGAACUGGUCACGUCGGGCUCGAUAGACUCGGCAGAGAAGAUGGGCUCAGCGUCUUCCCAGGGGGCAGGCGGGAUACCGUUGCGGGCGGCGAGUAUAGGGAAGGCGAGCGUGACGAUGUCUUGGCCGCCGUCGGCUAGGGCGGCCUUGUAAGCCUGGUGUUGGCUGUGCAUCAGGGAGACGUCGGCCGAGAACUUCUCGUUGAAGAGGGCCGUCAUGAGAGGCGCCUCGUGGAAAAUGAAUUCGUCCUUAGUAAAGUCGCGGGCGGCGAAGAGGCC